AUGUACAGCUUUGAACUUACAAUCCUUGGAGCUUCUGGAGGUCCCGAAGGCGGAGUAACACAGUGCUUCAUGGUACGACCAAGUGGAACUAGAGGUGUGGAAUCUAUCUGCGUCGAUGGCGGUGCUGGCGCGGGUCAAAUAACUCGUAUGAUAGCGCGAUAUGGACCGUACGCUAAUCCGGAUAUGGUGGAAAGUUUUUAUGCCAACGACGUUGAACCAGCGGCCAAGUUCUUUGAUGCAUAUAGUAAUAUGGAGUUUGGACUACCGAGUCACAUCACAACAUAUCUAGAAAAUAAAGAGGGUUUAUGCAAUACCCGAAUGAAGGCAAUAGAAAUAUAUAAUGGAAUCAAAGAAUAUUAUGUUACACAUGCCCAUUUGGAUCACAUUUCGGAGAUGGUUUUGAAUUCACCAUUAGCAUAUGAAGACAACCCUUCACUUGCAUCAAAAAAAAUAUGGGGAUUGGACUUUACAGUGGAAGCACUUAAAAAGCAUCUAUUCAACGAUCUUGUGUGGCCUGAUUUGGUAAGCGACAACGAGAGAUUCCAGUUAGGCACUUUGAAGGAUCUGAAAAGUCAUCGAUGUUCAGUUUUCCCACAGUGGGACAUAAUACCGCUGCAAGUCAAUCAUGGUCACGGCGCAGUUCUGACGAUGAAGCGUGUCUACAGCACCGUCUAUCUGUUUCGCGAUAGGGAAACCAAAAAUUGUCUGCUUGUGUGCGGCGAUAUAGAAGCAGAUUUUUCGCUUGGAGCUGAGAAAAGUCUGUUUUGCAGACUCUUGAAGUACAUUGCUGGUCAUGUGGACCAGGGCAAACUCAGAGGAAUAGUUAUCGAGUGCUCUAGCUCUAUGUCAACAGAUGAAAGUCAACUCUAUGGGCACCUUUCGCCUGUACAUCUGGUUGAUGCUUUAGUGCGUCUUCAGAAUAUGUAUGCUGGCAAGGAUUCACUGAAGGGACUUGAAGUGAUAAUAUCGCAUGUGAAAAGAGUCAGCGCCAGGCUAGACCCAAGAUUGACGAUUUUAGAUGAGAUAAGAGAGCAAGCGCUACUCAAAGGUCUCGAGGGUAUCAUAUUUUCAAUGGCCGUUCACGGUUUCACUUUCCAUCUUUAA
Molecule: messenger RNA, 1104 nt
Organism: Zygotorulaspora mrakii
Lineage: Eukaryota; Fungi; Ascomycota; Saccharomycetes; Saccharomycetales; Saccharomycetaceae
Gene: PDE1
Product: 3',5'-cyclic-nucleotide phosphodiesterase PDE1
Exons: 1
Coding region: 1-1104 (367 amino acids)
Biological process (GO): cGMP catabolic process; negative regulation of glucose mediated signaling pathway; cAMP catabolic process
Molecular function (GO): 3',5'-cyclic-GMP phosphodiesterase activity; 3',5'-cyclic-AMP phosphodiesterase activity
Source: RefSeq, a predicted model, not a curated record